Molecule: messenger RNA, 597 nt
Organism: Mesorhabditis belari
Lineage: Eukaryota; Metazoa; Nematoda; Chromadorea; Rhabditida; Rhabditidae
Source: the annotation of a GenBank genome assembly
AUGAAAGACUCUCUGAGCACCACAGCAAUUGCGGCUUUUCGUCUCUACAAUUUGGUCAUGAUCUCUCUAUCGAGUUGUUUCUGUUUUGCCGGUCUUUAUGUGCUAUUGACUGAAAAAUUGAAAGAUGCCCGUGCACAUACGAUUUAUUUAGUCGUUACUCAUAUAAUUGUUUACGCAAUGGAAGUCGACAUUGUGCUAACAAACCCGAUUGGUCAUCUCCCGAAUGUGGCAAUUGUUGUGCAAGGAGUUUGGCUAGAUUUACCGAUCAACUCUAUCAUUUUUCUUAACUAUGCAGAACUAAUCCCAUCAAAUGUUCUCUAUUUCAAUGAUGAUCUCAACAUCUACUUCAGAUAUUUUCUUGGCGUAUACGCAUUGUAUAGUGUCGUUUUCUUCUUUUUUGUGCAUAUAUUAAUGGAUCGAGUUGUGCCUUGUUUUUUCAAUGGCCAUUCGGUGGUUAUGAGAAUGAACACUUUAUAUCCACGAGUUAAAUUGCUAGUGAAAGGAUAUUAUUCACUGCUUUUUCGAAAAGUUCAUGUUGAUCGAAGCACAACAAUGCAAGUGAUCGAGAAGAAAGUCGAAGUUUUACCCGCAAAGCGG